Molecule: messenger RNA, 6032 nt
Organism: Coccinella septempunctata (seven-spotted ladybird)
Lineage: Eukaryota; Metazoa; Arthropoda; Insecta; Coleoptera; Coccinellidae
Gene: Calx
Product: sodium/calcium exchanger 3
Exons: 8
Coding region: 53-2590 (845 amino acids)
Biological process (GO): calcium ion import across plasma membrane; cell communication; sodium ion transmembrane transport
Cellular component (GO): sarcolemma; axon; postsynapse
Molecular function (GO): calcium:sodium antiporter activity
Source: RefSeq, a predicted model, not a curated record
CAGUGCGUGGCAUGCGGAACCCUCUCCCUUCGCGCGACUCUCGGUGAACGCAAUGACGGGAGGCACCAGCAACUCCACGAUCCACUGCGAGGAUGGGUUGCUGUUGCCUUGCUGGCGGCCCCUCGACGAGGUGCUACUUCUGGAUAGGGUAGGGCGAGGGUUUGUUUACUUCUUCAUCCUGGCCUAUCUCUUCAUCGGCGUGUCUAUCAUCUCCGAUCGCUUCAUGGCAGCUAUCGAGGUCAUAACUUCCCAAGAACGAGAAGUGUCCGUCCGUAAACCGAAUGGUGAUACCCAAAUCGUAGUCGUCCGUGUUUGGAACGAAACGGUGGCCAAUUUGACCUUGAUGGCACUUGGUUCCUCCGCGCCAGAAAUCCUCCUCUCAAUCAUCGAAAUCUGGGCCAAGAAAUUCCAAGCUGGCGACUUAGGACCAAGCACCAUAGUAGGCUCAGCCGCCUAUAAUCUACUAGUCAUUAUAGCCAUAUGUGUGAGUGUCAUACCCAACGGUGAAGUAAGAAAGAUCAAACAUUUGGGAGUGUUCAUCGUCACUGCCACUUGGUCAGUCUUUGCGUACGUCUGGUUGUACCUCAUACUAGCCGUUUUCUCCCCUUCUGUUGUGGAAAUAUGGGAAGGGCUGUUGACUUUCUGCUUCUUUCCCGCGACGGUUCUAACAGCCUACAUGGCCGACAGAAAGCUGUACAAGUACAUCAAAAGAGACUAUAGAAUGAACAGAAGGGGCGUUAUAGUACAAGCUGAGGGGGAUAAUCUGGAGCUGGCAAACCCUGAUUUCUCAGGUCUAGAUGGAGACCACGAUGACUUGAAGCACGAGUAUAUCAUAACCUUGAAAGAACUGAGACAACAGCAUCCCCAAGCAGACUUGGGAGCCUUGGAAAGGAUGGCCCAUGAGAUGGUGCUCAAUAGAGGACCCAAAUCAAGAGCUUUCUACAGAAUUCAGGCAACGAGGAAGCUCAUGGGCAGCGGUGAUCUCCUUCGUAGAAUCUCAGAGCGAGCUCAGAGCGACUUGAGCGAAGUAAAGGCGGAAUUACAGAGAGAAUCCGGAAACGCUGAGUACAACCCUACAGGUUGCAAAGUAUUCUUCGAACCAGCCAAAUACACAGUGUUGGAGAACUGCGGACAGUUCGAAGUCACUGUGGCGAGGGAGGGAGAUCUGGACACAGCUGUUAGGGUGGAAUACACGACAGAAGAUGGUACAGCGACAGCCUACAGCGAUUACAUCCCAGCCAAAGGUUCCCUUCACUUCGAGCCUGGGGACAAGGAGAAACGGCUGACCCUGGAGGUGAUUGAUGACGAUGUCUUCGAGGCUGAUGAACAUUUUUACGUGAGGCUAUGUAGUGCGAAGCCUGCUGGUGCGUUGGGGUCUCCGAACCUGGCAACCGUGGUCAUCCUGGACGAUGACCAUGGUGGGCUCUUUCGUUUCGACCAGCAGAACCACGAGUUGGUCGAGAGUGUUGGGACUUACGAAUUGAAGGUGGUGAGGUGUUCUGGAGCCAGAGGCAGGGUGAUCCUUCCCUAUUGGACGGAGGAUGGUACAGCUAAAGCCGGCAAGGAUUACGAGAAGAUCGAGGGACAGGUCAUAUUCGAGAACAACGAGUCAGAAAAAACCAUCCUUCUGAACAUCAUCGAAGAAGAUAGGUACGAGAAAGAUGUUCUAAUGUACGUACAACUAGGAGAACCCCAGAUGUCAGGCGACGAUGAAACAGCUAGUCUGGCAGCCUCGGCCGAAAAGAAGAAACCGGAGGAGAGGACGGAACAGGAGAAGGUGGCAAUAAUGGGUCGACCCAGGCUCGGGGAUAUUUCCAGAGCACAAAUUAGAAUCAAGGAGAGCAAGGAAUUCAAGAAUACAGUGGACAAGCUGGUACAAAGAGCCAACGCCUCCAUUCUCAUAGGUACCUCUUCGUGGAAGGAGCAGUUCAUUGAAGCGAUGACAGUUAGUGCUAGCGAUGAAGAAGAUCAGAAAGAACCCUCCACUAUGGAUUACGUGUUGCACACCGUCACGCUCUUCUGGAAGCUCACAUUCGCCUUUGUUCCACCAACAGAUAUGUUCAAGGGGUAUCUGUGCUUCGUAGUGUCAAUUUUCUGCAUAGGUGUUGUAACUGCCAUUAUAGGGGAUGUUGCAUCACAUUUUGGUGCUACCCUUGGCAUCAAAGAUUCAGUGACUGCCAUAGUUUUUGUUGCCCUCGGGACAAGUAUACCUGAUACUUUUGCCAGUAAAGUAGCAGCAAUCCAUGACAAACAUGCAGACGCCAGUGUUGGAAACGUGACGGGCAGCAAUGCUGUCAAUGUUUUUCUUGGAAUCGGUGUAGCAUGGUCAAUAGCCGCCAUUUACCAUUACUGCAAAGGUGGCGCCUUCAUAGUACCUCCAGGAAACCUGGCGUUCUCAGUAACCUUGUUCUGCACAGAGGCUCUCAUCACCAUCAUGGUCCUCCUCCUGCGUCGGUCUAAAUUGGUUGGGGGAGAACUUGGGGGCCCGACCGCCAUCAAAUACGCCACAUCAGGCUUUCUUGUAUUUUUAUGGUUAUUCUACUUGGUUAUGUCCACGUUGGAAGUGUACGACGUUAUUGAAGGGUUCUAAGAGGGAGAAAGGGGAUGAUAUGGUGUUCGGGAAGGAUUAUGAAAUAAUGUUGCGUCUUUCUUAUUGCGUUCAUUAACAGAGGGAUGCUCAAAAAUACCAAGAAAGAACCUAUCGACAUAAUAUUCUUACAUAUAAGUUCGAUCGUCUAACGAAAUAGAACAGCGUUCUGAAUUCACAAUUCCAAAGGAAAAAAAAUAUCAUCGGUGUGUUCAAAGUAUGAUUCAUACCCAUAACAAUUCAAUAGAAUCGAUUUUCUGGCUGAAAUAAAUUGUCAAAAAAAAUUAUUCGAAAUAUGUGGUACAGUGUGUUACGCGUAAGCGCGCUUCUUAUUCAUUGAAGAAAAUUAAAAAGUGAACCAUCAGAAAUAUAGUAUUUUUCAAGGGCUAACCGAAUGUGCUAUAAAAAAUAAUCGAACGAAUAAACCAUUAUUACGGAAAAACUAUUUUUAGAAAAAAAUUAAAUUUGUAAAGUUUACUGUUUUUCAAAAUUAAAUGGUAUAGAGACCAUUUCUGACCAUUUUUUUAUAUUUUAACUAAUUUUUCGCACAAUAUACCCAGAAGAAAUGAUCUUAUAUUUUCUGAACGUUCACUUAAUUCUGAAUUCUAAUAUAUAAAUAUAAGGAUAAUUUUCUUAAUUCAUUUCAAUUCAUUUCAUUCAAGAAACCCCCCGAGGAAAUAAAAUCACUAUUACGAAAAUAUAUUAAUGUUUUCUGUAUGGUUCUAUGAAUAUUUGAGGUCAAAUAUCAAAUCUUAUAUAUUUUUUUACUUUUUACAUUAAUUUUUUAUUGAACCAUGGACAACAUAUAUUUUUCGCAUUUCGAUUUUAAAUUUCCUCAAGGCAAUUUUCAAUGAAAUUGCUUGAAAUAAACAGCACCACAAUAUCUAUAUAUUUGAAUCGAAUUGGGAAUUGAUGAUGGAACAUUCAGAAAAUAUUAGCUAAUUGACAAAAUUUUCCUAAAUACAUAGGUAUAUAUGUAUUGUGCAAAAAAAAAAUUGUCGCUUUUGCAAAAAAUGAAGGUUGAAAUGAGAAAAUCAAUACAGACAGAAAUUUUCUGUACCUACAUGUUGAAAAGGCAGUCAAAUCUGCAAAACAAAUACUCUAAUGGUUCUUCCGUAAUAACUUUCUAUGCCCACGUCCGAUAUAGUUUUUUGAUAGCCUCUUGAAAAAUACUAUCAUGAUAAUGGUUCACAUCUUAAUUUUGCUCAAUCUUUACCUUAGUCACAACAUCUAGUGGCUUACUUGAAACACAAUAUGCGACCCGUGAACUCAAAAUUAUGUUUACAGGAUAUUCUGAUGAUUGAGCACAAAGACAUAAUGAAUCAGAUUUUGUUCCACUUCUCGCUUCUCUGAAAAUAACAGCAAUUUUAUUUAUAUUUUAUAUUGUUCAUUUAUAUAAAGGUAUCGAUGAUUUUCAAUAUUAAGCAAUCAAAAUAAAAUCUCACUGAUGCAACAAGUAAAUCCUUCCUGGACUGCCAAAAUAUACUCAACGAUAUAGGUAAUCAUUUCACCAGAUCGACUGAUUUUCAUUUUUAGUUCACCAUCGAACUAUUAAUUUUACAAGUUAUACUUAGAUCAUAGCAUUAAAAAAUGUAUUAUAUUUUUUCAUAGAUUGUUAUCACUAAUCAUGUUCAUGUUGAAUGUAACUUAUGAUUAAAGAUUACUACUGUUAAUGCUGAUUUCAGAAAAAUAUCCAGGGUGUUCCUAAAUUGGAGGUGCGAACGAAGUGGGGAGAUUCCUUGAGUAAUUUUAAGAAAAAAAAUUCCCAUAAAUAUCGCAAACGUUUCGUUUUCAAAACACAAGGUUUUUUGAAGUUUGAAUUUUUUUUCAAGUUUUUUUCUCAUUCAAAUUCUAACUUCUAACACCUUGUAUCUCGAAAACGAAUCGUUUACGGUCGCUUGUUUAUGAUACUUUUUUUCUUAAAAUUACUCAAGGAAUCUCCUUCGUUUGAACCUUCAAUUCAGGAACAACCUGUAUAUAUCGAUCGUUAUCAGUUGAUAAAAAUAAAUAACCUUGUAAUUUCUUGGUUCCAAAAGUAUGAUUGCAUUUAGAUACUAGAAUAUUUCAAAUUAUGAAUAGGUACCUACUUAAUUACUAGGUUGACCGUGGACUUUUGUUUUUAUUUUGUAACAAGUGAUUUUUGUCAAAUAUAAUAUUUUUGUUUGGUUUAAACAUAAUAUAAUUACGUGAAUACUAUAUAAAUAUUGAACCGAAAUCAGCAUUGACAAAAUUUUGAAUGAUUGUUAUACAUUGUUAAAUAAGAAGUUCUCACACCGUGAUAUUCUAGUUCAACAGAGUUUUGUGCCAUCUCAUCGUCGUUUUCCUUCAUCUUGAAUUUCCAUUCUAUACAACUCGAUAUUUUUGUAAAUUUUCAUCUUGAACCUUAGCUUUUACUACUCUUGUAACCCUUUUAGAAUAACUUUUCUGUAAUUCAUCAUCGUUACUUGUAAAAGAAUUCUGAAAUCCAGUGGUAACUCAAUUCGAUGAAAAUUAAAAUAGAUGUUGAAGAACCUCUGUCGAUUUCAGUCCAGUUUUCUUUCACAAAAAAUGAGCGGAGGCCGCAAUUUUUUCCGUAAAGAGUAGAUCCACCUAGAAAACAAAAUAUCUCAAUUACUUCUUCAAAAAAUAAUUUCCGAAUUCCUGAUUUCAAUGAUAGGUAUAAUGAAAACUAUUGCAUGAUUAUGAAUAAGGUGCUGAAAAAUAUUUUCAAUGUAGAAGACCUUUUCUGAGCCCUUGUUUAGAUGAUCAGAUAUAUUAGAGACCAUAUUUCAAGGAAAGUGAGGAAUUAUCUCGAUUCUGAAUAUCUACAGAGUGUUCCAUCAUAAACUGGACAAACAUAUAUGGUCGGUAGGUGAUACCGGAAGAAUCAUCUUUGUCUUAUGACAUAUACCCCGUUUUCAACGCAUAUUCGAGAUACAGGGUGUUAAACGUCGUAUUCGAGCAAUAUUCUAAUCUAAUGAGUGUGGUCAGUUAUGUAUAAACCUCAAAGUAACGGUUUUUUGUCACAUCGGAGUAUUUUUGAGUGGUCAAUCCAGAAAAGAUGAAGAACUCCGAAAAAAAAUUUCAAAAUGGCGGAAAACCUUCAAUGUUCGUUAUUUUUUUUUCGGUUGCCAAAUUGAAUUUCAUUUUCUGAAUGGACACAUUUUUAGAACAUUUUCUGUGAAGAAAUAUUUUCAUAAAUCGUACUUUUUGUCCACAGCGAAAAAAAAAAAUUCACCCGAAAUAGUUGAAACUUUUACAUCCUUUUAUACCUAACAAGAAUAUGGAAACAGAAUCGAAAAAUAUCAAACCGUUUCCUUACUGCAUGCGUCCAAAUAUCUCGUAAUAGAAACCUCUAACAUUACCAAAAAAUAAAAACUGGUUGGGCUUUGAGGCCCAAAAUUUUUAAAUUGAGCUGUGGACAUGUGAAAACAAGUUGUGUUAAAAAAUCACGAACAUCGAAGGU